UUGCCGUAGAAAACACUAGACAUGUUAGCAGUUAGUUUGCUGGCCACUUGAGGCUGUUUAUAGGAUGAUAAAAUGUACAGAAUGAAAUAAAACGGGACGUGUUGACGAGGGAGGAUGUGGCUGAAUAAUGGGAACCGUCUUUGGGAGAAAGAGCCGACCUUCCCGUGUAACGGAGCAAGACAAAGCCGUUUUGCAACUGAAGCAGCAAAGAGACAAACUGAAGCAGUAUCAGAAGAAAAUCAGCCUCCAGCUGGAAAAAGAAAGACUUCUGGCUAAACAGCUGCUAAAAGAUGGCAAGAAAGAGAAAGCYCUUGUGCUUCUGAAGAAAAAACGAUAUCAGGAUCAGCUACUAGAAAAGACUGAGGGUCAAAUUUCAAACCUGGAGCACAUGAUGAUGUCAGUUGAAGAUGUGGAAAAACUCCUGGAUGAAACCCAAGAAGCCGUUGAAUAUCAGAGGCAAAUCGAUGAAUUGCUGGCCGGAGCUCUGACGCCGGAGGACGAGGAUGCUGUUUUAGCCGAGCUGGAAGCUAUCACUCAGGGAGAAGAUGUAGCACUUCCAGAUGUCCCCAGACAGCCAAUACCAGAGAUCCCAGAAGCAGCUAAAGUUGAACCAGAGAGGAGAGAAGUCGAGAACAAACCAGACAGAGAGAUGCUCGCAGUCUGACAGAAUUUGUGGUUGAGAUGAAGAAGCUACAGAUACUUCUGCUUUUAGUUUUGGGUUAGCAUUGACAAAUGCUUUGUUUGCUGUGUAUUUUAAAUGUUUAAAACUUUAAUUUAUUGUUUUUUACAAAUUAAACUAAGCUGUGAGAAAAUG
This is a messenger RNA of Austrofundulus limnaeus, 814 nucleotides long. RefSeq names its product charged multivesicular body protein 6. Gene Ontology annotation, cellular component: multivesicular body; ESCRT III complex. Gene Ontology annotation, biological process: vesicle budding from membrane; late endosome to vacuole transport via multivesicular body sorting pathway. The record is from RefSeq and is a predicted model, not a curated record. NCBI's taxonomy places the organism in Eukaryota, Metazoa, Chordata, Actinopteri, Cyprinodontiformes, Rivulidae.